AUAUAUGGAUUUUAUAUCAUACCAACUGGCAGUUUAUAAUGAUGAAUAUUUUCUGUGUUAGUUCAGCAAUGUGAGUCUUUGUGUCUGUGUGGUUGGUCGUAACAGUACCCACCAUCAUGAUCCGAAUAUGGAUGCUGACCUGGCCCCUGACGCCACAGGACCCGAAGAAGACGAAAUCUGUCGAGAAAACGCCCUUAGUUAAGGCCGAGAGCGUCGAGAGUUAUGAGAGCACGGAAGUACCAGUCACCACCAAGGACCGGAUACACCCAAUAGUGUCAGGCAGGGGAUCCGAAGAUCAAACAUCUUCGCUGAAACCGCUCGGUAAGAGCACCGACGCGCCUAAGACGUACAAAGAGAACGGAUAUGUUGUUGCAGACGGACGCGAGAGCGCGCUUCCCUUGAAGGCAAAUGACCCACGGGAAGAUGACAUUGUUCCCGAUACGGGGUCAACGCUGAAAGCAAACCCACGCUAUACACCUGGUGGUGAUGGUUUAGAUAACGAGGAGGACCGUCACCGCCAGUUACAUCCAUCACAAGAUAAGGGGAUCAAACAGCCGGCUGGAACUGACUCUCGGUACGAUGGGCUUACACCGUCGCCAAAACAAACUUUGUUUCAGAUGGCAAACGAUCGAAAUAAUCCAGGACAAAAUAGCGGCACAGAUGACAGACAACGUACCCUCUCUUCAUCACCUGACAGUCAACACGGAAACCAUGCCAACGAAUACCCAGGUGGAGACGAAACAAGCCUUUUGAUGGCUCCGGGUAGAUCGCGGGCUCCGGGGGGAAUAGAUGGCAGCGGACAUAACGCGGGAGCUGAUGGACACAAUAGAUAUGGCGCUAUCCCCGGGGAAACAAAUGGCAAUUCUCCCUCUGACUCAGAUAACGGAGUAUCUUCCGCCAGGUAUCCGAAUUCUGAUGGCAGUAUGUCCAAUGGUCACGGGGAUGACACGAAUGGUUAUGGUUCUGAAGGUAAAGCUAACCUUCUGAUUCCCCCUUCCGGACGAUCGCGAAAAGGUUCCAAUGGUGAAAAUGAAAGAAAUCCAAAUUUGAAACGCUCAGAAAGACACGGCAAGGAACUACCCUCAGGCCAAACCAGGGGCAGACGACUCGAGGAAAGUCCAGGACGGAACUCCAAGUCCAGAUCGCCCUCACUCAAGUCCACUGCUAAACGUCCUAGUGACAAGGAUGACGAAAGUUGGAGAGAACCUGUACUGAGAGAGGAAAAGCCAGCGAAACCAACUGUUAGAAAAAUGGGAUUCGGAAGCACUUAUAAGCAACCUAAACCUGUCCCAAACGAUCCGUCAAAGGAUUCCAAGAAACGGAAAGGUACUGCCUCGUCCAAGCCCAAAGGAGCAUCCGAAGUUAUUGAGCCAGAGAUGGUUCGGAACACCAAGACGCAAAAGCCUCUCUCAAAGGCGCCAGCUGGAUCAGAGAAGAGCAGGAAACCAGGUCAAGGUCAAGGUCAACGUCAAGGAGAGACAGCAAACUCGGAUAGAACUAAACCAGGACAGGACACUACACCAGGCUCCACAGCUGCUGCAACCCCAGAGAAUGGAGGUUUUGACGCCGAAACGCCCCUAACAUUUGUCGUGCCCGAGCAGAGCUCGCAGACAAACGAUCCCGCCCCCCAGGAGGAGUAUAUAGUUCUGUAUAAUGACAUUGAGGACAGUGAUGGAGGUGACAGAGACUGUAUUGAGGGAGAAAGCAGCACGGACCUCCACACCUUGCCCCGGCGUCCAAAGCCGACAUCAGGAACUGACCACCAAGCUGAAAGCGUCGCCAGGGACACUAGAGCACUGCAAAGAAGUAGACCAGGGCACCUGGACCUCCAGUUCGAUGCUGGUGAGGCCUCCGAUGAUCCCUACGAUGACCAAAGACACCCCGAUCAGAGACGAGAUGCUGAUGCUGGGAGAGAUGAGCGUCCAGGAGGACCUGGUGUUGAGAGUUCCCAGAGAGUGCUCCAGGGUUCCUCCCCCGCAUACCACACCCUGCCAGGGGAUAGGGAUAGAGGGUAUGACAACAUGAACGUGGACGACCCAAGACAAGGACUCAGACGUCCUGCAGUCGACGAAGUUUCAGAAACAGCAGAUGUAGGAGAUGCUCCAAACAGAAAAGGCAAACUUGGAAGAUUACCACGACGGGAGGGCACAGACUCCGCCCACACUGAGGUCAACGAGUCUACACCUGUGGCUGCCAAGAUGGCGGCUCCGAGGGGUGCGGCGGGCACUGCGAGAAUGGACGACCCCGGAGAACAAGCACCACGUGGCGGAGUGGGCGGGGCCCCAUCAGGUAAGGAUGCUGACAGAUCACAGAGGGAACUUCAAGGGUCAAGGCCAGCAACGCUCACGACGGCCGGUGGAGAUGCAGACAGCAUCGGGAUGAAUGACCCACACGGACAGCCACUACGUCGCCCUGCCGUUGACGAGGACUCACUGGCAGAAGAAGGAGGGAGGCGAACAAAAGGGUCACCAGGAUCUCUGAAUGUACGGAGAGCCACUGGGGAUGAGGAUGUGAUUGUUCCUGAAGACGCCCAUGUGUCCCACGCACAGCUGAAGACAACAGGCGCUGGUAGACCUGACGGUGAUUGGGAUUCACCCACAUCUCUCGAUGUGAGGAGAGCCGCGGGAGAUGAAGAUGUGAUAGUUCCUGAAGGUGCAAGUAUUUCCCACGCCCAGCUCAGACCUUCCGGGGGGAUCGAAGACAAUGGCAGGGGUCGGCAGAUUGACGUACUCUCAGGCCAAGGCAACCAGCCUGACGGUAGAGACACACCGUCCUCCCAACGUGAGAUGGAGGAUCCUGGAUUCAGCACACGCAUCAUGUCCACUGCACGACCUUCUGACAGAGACGGGAUGACAGAUGGACAACGUGGAGCUGCAGUCCGGAGACCACAGGACACAGACCCAUCUGGUAAAGCACCACGUGGCGGAGUGGGCGGGGCUCCAGCAGGGAAUGAUGCUGCCAGAUCACAGAGGGAACUGCAAGGGUCAAGGCCAGCAACGCUCACGGCGGCCGGUGGUGAUGCAGACAGCAUCGGAAUGAAUGACCCACACGGACAACCACUACGUCGCCCUGCCGUUGACGAGGACUCGCUGGCAGAGGAAGGAGGGAGGCGGACAAAAGGGUCACCAGGAUCUCUGAAUGUACGGAGAGCCGCUGGGGAUGAGGAUGUGAUUGUUCCUGAAGACGCCAAUGUGUCCCACGCACAGCUGAAGACAACAGGCGCUGGUAGACCUGACGAGGAUGCACCACGUGGCGGAGUGGGCGGGGCUCCAGCAGGUAAUGAUGCUGCCAGAUCACAGAGGGAACUGCAAGGGUCAAGGCCAGCAACGCUCACGGCGGCCGGUGGUGAUGCAGACAGCAUCGGAAUGAAUGACCCACACGGACAACCACUACGUCGCCCUGCCGUUGACGAGGACUCGCUGGCAGAGGAAGGAGGGAGGCGAACAAAAGGGUCACCAGGAUCUCUGAAUGUACGGAGAGCCGCUGGGGAUGAGGAUGUGAUUGUUCCUGAAGACGCCAAUGUGUCCCACGCACAGCUGAAGACAACAGGCUCUGGUAGACCUGACGGGGAUUCACCCACAUCUCUCGAUGUGAGGAGAGCCGCGGGAGAUGAAGAUGUGAUAGUCCCUGAAGGUGCCAGUGUUUCCCACGCCCAGCUCAGGCCUUCCGGGGGGAUCAGUGACAAUGGCAGGGGUCGGCAGAUUGACGUACUCUCAGGCCAAGGCAACCAGCCUGACGGUAGAGACACACCGUCUUCCCAACGUGAGAUGGAGGAUCCUGGAUUCAGCACACGCGUCAUGUCCACUGCACGACCUUCUGACAGAGACGGGAUGACAGAUGGACAACGUGGAGCUGCAGUCCGGAGACCAGGAGACAGGGGGUCUCCACCACAGGACACAGACCCAUCUGGUAAAGCAGCACCACGUGGCGGAGUGGGCGGGGCUCCAGCAGGGAAUGAUGCUGCCAGAUCACAGAGGGAACUGCAAGGGUCAAGGCCAGCAACGCUCACGACAGCGGGUGGAGAUGCAGACAGCAUCGGAAUGAAUGACCCACACGGACAACCACUACAUCGCCCUGCCGUUGACGAGGACUCGCUUGCAGAGGAAGGUGGAGGGCGAACAAAAGGGUCACCAGGAUCUCUGAAUGUACGGAGAGCCGCUGGGGAUGAGGAUGUGAUUGUUCCUGAAGACGCCAAUGUGUCCCACGCACAGCUGAAGACAACAGGCGCUGGUAGACCUGACGUUGAUGGGGAUUCACCCACAUCUCUCGAUGUGAGGAGAGCCGCGGGAGAUGAAGAUGUGAUAGUUCCUGAAGGUGCAAGUAUUUCCCACGCCCAGCUCAGGCCUUCCGGGGGGAUCGAAGACAAUGGCAGGGGUCGGCAGAUUGACGUACUCUCAGGCCAAGGCAAUCAGCCUGACGGUAGAGACACACCGUCCUCCCAACGUGAGAUGGAGGAUCCUGGAUUCAGCACACGCAUCAUGUCCACUGCACGACCUUCUGACAGAGACGGGAUGACAGAUGGACAACGUGGAGCUGCAGUCCGGAGACCAGGAGACAGGGGUUCUCCACCACAGGACACAGACCCAUCUGGUAAAGCAGCACCACGUGGCGGAGUGGGCGGGGCUCUAGCAGGGAAGGAUGCUGCCAGAUCACAGAGGGAAUUGCAGGGGUCAAGGCCAGCAACGCUCACGGCGGCCGGUGGUGAUGCAGACAGCAUUGGAAUGAAUGACCCACACGGACGACCACUACGUCGCCCUGCCGUUGACGAGGACUCGCUGGCAGAAGAAGGAGGGAGGCGAACAAAAGGGUCACCAGGAUCUCUGAAUGUUCGGAGAGCUGCUGGGGAUGAGGAUGUGAUUGUUCCUGAAGACGCCCAUGUGUCCCACGCACAGCUGAAGACAACAGGCGCUGGUAGACCUGACGGUGAUGGGGAUUCACCAACAUCUCUCGAUGUGAGGAGAGCCGCGGGAGAUGAAGAUGCGAUAGUUCCUGAAGGUGCCAGUGUUUCUCACGCCCAGCUCAGGCCUUCCGGGGGUAUCGAAGACAAUGGCAGGGGUCGGCAGAUUGACGUACUCUCAGGCCAAGGCAACCAGCCUGACGGUAGAGACACACCGUCUUCCCAACGUGAGAUGGAGGAUCCUGGAUUCAGCACACGCAUCAUGUCCACUGCACGACCUUCUGACAGAGAUGGGAUGACAGAUGGACAACGUGGAGCUGCAGUCCGGAGACCAGGAGACGGGGGGUCUCCACCACAGGACACAGACCCAUCUGGUAAAGGAAUCCGUGACACACCAGACAGGGAGCAGAUCAUAGCUGACAAGCAACAGACUGUGAAGUCCCAGAAUCAAGGCCCGGGUGUCGGACUCAUAGAGAAAGGUCCACUGACUGCCGGGGAACGGAGACAUGCAGAAGCGCUGAAGAGCAAUGCCUUCAUAGACCGAGUACACAUUGAACUUCCUCCUGUCAGACUGCGGAUCAUCAUAUAUGUUCGGCCCGGGUGCCUGAGCAUACCAUACAACGCAGCUGCGGAACCUGGGCAGACACCUGAACAGACACAUGGGCGGACACCUGCACAGACACCUGCACAGACACCUGCAGAGACACAACAGAAGAAGCAGAGUGUGACAUUCGGAGACACGCCCGCACAUUCCACCACACAGCUUGGAGAAAAGUCCACGAGUUUUGAUGAAGGAGAGACGGCGAGAAAGAGGAAGACGUUUGCACGUGUCUCGAGGAAGGGGUCCAGGCGUCUCAGUCGACUUCGUUCGUUCAAGAGGUCGUCGUCCUUAGAGGACGUGGAGUGCUUGGAGCCCGUCAUGCCGGACCUAGCUCCCGUUGGACCCGCAGACAAACGGAACACAAUGAUGAAAAAGACACGAAGCUUAGAUAAUCUUGACGACGACCAACCGUUCUGGUUUGACCGCCAUCAAAGCAUAGACCUGAAUUCAAUCGAAGCCAGGCGUCUGUACACACGAGAGCUGGAGAUAAUACCCGGCGACUCCGUGAAACAGCUGGUGAAGGGCUUCGAAGACUACAGUCGGCGCGUCAGUAAGGAUUGGACGUAGACGCUGCGGACCGCUGCAUGAUGAUACUGUCCACAUUUGUAAACUGAUACUUUGACAAAAUUUAGAUUUUGAUUUUAACGCAAAUGGUUUAUUACGUGUGGACUCGAUGAAGUGCCAUCGAUGACAGUGUCCCAAAUAUCAACGAAACACGAUGGCUAUGUGGUCUUUUAAAUAUGCUUGUUAUUGUUAUUUGCACUCAACACUUGAACGUACGAACUAUCUAUUUCUAUUUAUCAAUGGCGUAAGCGUCUGGUAACGCCCGCAAUGCGUCAGCCAGUUCAUGACAGGGGAAUCCGAAUGUAAACGUGACAUGUUGUACCCCGGGGAAUCGACUCGAACAUGAGUGACGUGACAACGCUCACCCACUCACGUAGGUUCCCCACUGUCCUUAAUGGGCGUGGCGUCCUAAGUGCGGGGGAUAUCCAUUGCUUUCCCUUAACUCCAUUGAUGCUGUGUAUAUAAUCAGGUGAAGGCGCAACUUCAAGUUUAACUUUUUGUCUGUAAACAUAGUGAUAAGAACUGUCUGUGAUAAGAUAUAUGUCCAUUCUUCUGCUGUUAUUGUUUAUGUUAAAACCUGGUUGGUGCGUUGUGUUCAUUGCCUGGGUCAGACAUUCGACAAUAGAGAGAAAACACCCAUGUGAUCCAUUAUAACAUGUUGAACAAAUGCAGAGAAACAAUAUAGAUAUACUUCCAUAUGCGAAUAGCGCAUUGUGAUAUUGUCUAAUCCGCGAUACGGAUUCAACGACUGAUAAACUGCGAUGGCUAAAUAUGUCAAGGCUGGUCCAGGUAGUGUAACCUAUAGUUUUUGUGAAGGAUAUUAUCUCGUUACAACGUUGAAACCAUGCAAAAGGAGUGAGACACCUCCCCAAUAGAGAACCACCGGGUGUCUGUGUCUAGGGCUCCCGAGAACCUCUGUAUCCCAUAUUAAAUUAGCAAAUAAAUGUCGUUUGCCAAGGA
Molecule: messenger RNA, 7022 nt
Organism: Haliotis rufescens (red abalone)
Lineage: Eukaryota; Metazoa; Mollusca; Gastropoda; Lepetellida; Haliotidae
Product: collagen alpha-2(XI) chain-like
Exons: 32
Coding region: 117-6065 (1982 amino acids)
Source: RefSeq, a predicted model, not a curated record